UCUCAUAAGAAUAUUGCAAUAAGUGAGAAUAAAAAACAUGGUUUUUCUCGGAAUGGUCCAAAGUGGACUUAACUCCUAUUGCAACUAAACUCAUUUGUUACAUUUGUUAUCAUGCCCAAAGAGCUAAUAGUGACAUCAAACCAUUGUCAUUUCAAGCAUGAUAUAGCAAUUACUGAACUGACUUAAAAGAUUCCAUGCUAGCCGUCUUAUUCGCGCGCUGGACAUAGUUCAGUGCGAACAGACUUUGCACAAUUUCAAAGAUUAUUAGGGCCUUCCUUUCAUUGGGAUCGUCAUUUGCCCUAAGAAGCCUCUUGGUAAUUGGCGAAACGUCGCAACAUUGAGAUUAUUUCCAGGUUUUUUAAAAUAAUUUCUUCGGAAUUACUUCUAAUGUUAUUUAAUUUCACAGAGACCUGUUCUACUUUUAACGUGACAUCCAUCCUACGACAUGGAUUCAUCAACACCUAGUGAGGAAACAGUUCUCCUUAACACAACACCGGCUAGUAACGGAACAGAUUGGGAAUUCACGGACUACAAGCAAAGGGUCUUCAUUGGUAUUCUAUUUAUCUUGAUCUCAGCUGUCGGUCUGGUUGGCAAUCUCAUGGUCAUUGUCGCCGUCAGUCUCUCCCGCAAGCUGCAGACGGCGACCAAUGCCUUCGUUCUCAACACCAGUUGCGUCGACUUCCUGAACUGUCUCUUCCUGCCGUUCAAUGCGGUGUCCAUGCUGAGCAAGUCUGGAUGGCCACUCGCUCCAGGAGUUUGCACCAUAGCUGGUGGGAUUACCAUGGUAUGUUUAGGAGCUACCCUGGUCAACCUGGCCCUCAUAGCCAUCAAUCGUGCCUAUUUGAUCGUGAACCCGAGAGAUAAUUAUUGCAAACUCUACAGUCCUGUCAAGUUGGGUCUAAUGGUGUUCUUUGCCUGGUUCUACCCCAUCAUGGCGUUUGCCUUACCGCCAUCUCUGGGUAUUGGUAAGCUUGGAUAUUCGGAGGCAUACAAGGUUUGCUUCUGGGACGAUGACCACGAACUUGUCUAUAUCAACGACUACAUCGUCGCUCUCACCUUCUUGAUCUCAUUCAUCAUCAUCAUUGUCUGCUAUGCGAUGAUCUACGUCCACGUUAGGCGUCACAACCGUCGUCUUCAGGUCUUUUAUUCCAACAACCCAACCAAGCCCAGCGACGCUGCUUCUACCCGUGAGCUCAUGAACGGGUCCUCCGUUAAAAUAACCGAAAAAUGCCACAAUUCCACACUGGAAACACAGGCUAAGAAGUCCCGCAACAAACGCGAGAUACAUAUCACCAAAAAUUUAUUCUAUGUGGUGUGCGCCUUCUUCUUUUGCAUCCUUCCCUACCCGAUCUCGCUCACCAUCCCCUUCAAAAGCGUUGCGGACGUUUACGCCGGUGUUCUCCUCAUGGCCAACUCCUGUGUAAACCCUCUCAUCUACAGCUUCAAGCAUCCUCAUUUCAAUAUCAUUUUCAGGAUGAUGUGUCGAGGUAACUGGGAUGAGAUUCCUCAACCAUCCACUCUCCUCAAGUUUGUUCUGAGGUCAUCUGGCAUAGAGCGUCAGCGUUCUUCGUCCAACCUUCGUACGAACGAAACGGGGUCGACGCGUUAAAUGUUUUC
Molecule: messenger RNA, 1617 nt
Organism: Lytechinus variegatus (green sea urchin)
Lineage: Eukaryota; Metazoa; Echinodermata; Echinoidea; Temnopleuroida; Toxopneustidae
Product: melatonin receptor type 1B-A-like
Exons: 1
Coding region: 446-1609 (387 amino acids)
Biological process (GO): G protein-coupled receptor signaling pathway
Cellular component (GO): membrane
Molecular function (GO): G protein-coupled receptor activity
Source: RefSeq, a predicted model, not a curated record